GUGUUACUGAGGGUUGGUCAGAUGGCCUUCACUGGAGUGGCUGAGAAGAACAUUGUGUUCACAGAUGAAGAUUUGAUCAAAAACAAUCUACAGCCUUCCCAGUUCCUGUCCGGGUUCCUGAUGGAACUUUUGGAAAGAGAGGGUUCAGCCCGGAGCGUGGUGUACACCUUCCCGCACCUCACCAUCCAAGAGUUUGUAGCCGCACUCGCGCAAUUCAUGUCUUCAGAUCGCGGGGAUAUCAAGACACUCCUCUUUGAAGCCCAUGGCAUGACAGACGGCCGAUUUGAAGUAUUUCUCCGUUUUGUCGCUGGUCUCUCCUCCCCACGGGCAGUUUGGAUCCUGGGGGAGUUUCUGGGUAAAUUCCCUAAUCAAACAAUCUGCCGAGUGAUUGACUGGGUGAAGGAGGAGGUUAAACGCCGGGCUGGAAACACAAGGAGUGAAGCUGGUAAACGGAGCCUCCUGAACACGCUGCACUACCUGUUUGAGUCUCAGAAUCCUCUACUGGCUCAGCAGACACUGGGAUAUGUGGAAACACUUUCAUUCCAUGGACUGGGACUGACCCCGAUUGACUGUGCGGUCCUGUCUCAUGUCAUCAGGCCCUGUGAUACAAUCAAACACCUCGAUCUGGAGAGCUGCAGCAUUCAGUGUGAAGGUCUCCAGCGGCUGGGACCGGCUCUGCACAAGUGUCAGGAAUUGAGACUGGGACGCAAUGACCUGGGUGAUUCCGGAGUGAAACUGGUGUCUGCGGCUUUGAGGAACCCGGGCUGUACAAUACAGAUGCUGUGGUAAGUCCCAGAUUGUGAGAGAUUGU
Molecule: messenger RNA, 811 nt
Organism: Amblyraja radiata (thorny skate)
Lineage: Eukaryota; Metazoa; Chordata; Chondrichthyes; Rajiformes; Rajidae
Product: NLR family CARD domain-containing protein 3-like
Exons: 2
Coding region: 22-789 (255 amino acids)
Cellular component (GO): cytoplasm
Molecular function (GO): protein binding
Source: RefSeq, a predicted model, not a curated record